ACACGAGGGCACCUGUGUCUAUAAGAGCCCGGAGAUGUUGCAGCUCGGUCUGUUCGCUCGUCCUUCACACCACCCUCCGCUCGACGCUCGCCGCUCACCAACCCCCUGAUGCCAUCCGCGCUCCAGAUCGUCGCCGCGCUCGGCGUCGGCUACCUCGGUCUCGUCCGCGCGCUGCGCUGGCGCAGGUACGACGAGAUCCACCGAAAGUACGCGCACAAGCUCGCGGAUGGGUCUCUGUCGCCCGCGGAGGCGCAGGAGGUCGUGCAGCUCUCCCUGGGGUACGACAUGCACUGGCUCAUGACUCAAGCGCUCUCGUUCGCUUUAUUCAAGACCUAUGGGAUACCCACGAUAUCCAAGCUCCUAGUCGCGACGAAGGAGCUGUCGACGGAGGAGAACGUUGCGAAGCGGUACGCGGAUACGGAGCUAUUGAUAGGCGCCUGGACAGCUUGCCCCAUCAACGGGCGGUACCCUGCGGCUGAGCCGAGAGCGCGAUACGAUCCUCGGGCCAUGAUCAGUAUGGCCCGCGUCAAUUUCCUACACUCAAAGUAUGAUAUUUCGAACGACGAUUACCUCUAUACUCUGUGCUUGUUUCUUUUCGAGCCUAUUACGUGGGCAGAGAAGUACGGAUGGCGGCCACUGUCAGACUUUGAGAAGCAUGCUUGGUUCGUAUACUGGGUCGAAAUCGGAAAGCGGUUGAACAUCAAGGAUAUUCCUCCGACCUACGACGAGCUGAAGGCCUGGAGUCUGCAAUACGAGGAGGAACACAUGGUCCCAUCGCCCACCAACCACGAGGUCGCGCAACAUACCACGAACGAGCUGGUACUGCGCGUUCCUUCUGCUUUUGGCAUCAGGGACUUCGCCAAGCGCUUCACGGUAUGUGCUCUGGACGAGCGGGUGCGAGUCGCGAUGCUCCAAGAACCGCCUCCGCGAUACAUGUACGCCAUGAUGGACGCUGCUUUAUGGCUCGUGGCCUUUGCACAGAAACACUUGAUGCUUCCCCGGUGGAAGAUAGCGAGUGCCAUUACCGUCGACAUGCCCUCCGUCGAUCCGGCCACAGGCAAAAUCUCGCGCACUCAUCCGCCCUGGUUCCGUCCCCGCCCUUGGUAUAUGCCCGAGCCUGGGAACAUUGUGGAAUACCUAGCGCUGCGCUUCCUGCACUGGAUAGGGUACUACCAGUACGCUCCGGGGCCGCAAUGGAGGAGCGAAGGCUACUACUUCGAUGACUUGGGUCCGCGAAAGUUCGAGCAGGAUGGGCGAACCGAUGUCAUGCACUCCGCUGAGAAACUCCUCGGGUGUCCCAUAUCGAAGGAGUGGUGGACUGAAGAGUCCCGCUGAUGCUUCACGCGUAAAAUGGGAUCUAUCGUGGCUCGCUUUCUCGGUUCAGACAUUUGCGCUCGAGACACUCUUAUAUUUCGACAUAGUCUGGGCUUCAGUUACUCUUUCUUCGGCAAG
Messenger RNA from Schizophyllum commune H4-8, 1452 nucleotides. RefSeq lists its product as uncharacterized. Gene Ontology annotation, molecular function: oxidoreductase activity. The transcript has 12 exons. The record is from RefSeq and is a predicted model, not a curated record. Lineage: Eukaryota; Fungi; Basidiomycota; Agaricomycetes; Agaricales; Schizophyllaceae. The coding region runs from base 109 to 1335 and encodes 408 amino acids.